This is a messenger RNA of Fusarium keratoplasticum, 855 nucleotides long. RefSeq lists its product as uncharacterized. The transcript is spliced from 2 exons. Lineage: Eukaryota; Fungi; Ascomycota; Sordariomycetes; Hypocreales; Nectriaceae. Gene Ontology annotation, molecular function: oxidoreductase activity, acting on the CH-OH group of donors, NAD or NADP as acceptor. The record is from RefSeq and is a predicted model, not a curated record. Bases 1 to 855 code for a protein of 284 amino acids.
AUGCCGCCUGAUAUCCCUGCAGAACCGCCAUCGCGAUCUUUGGCUGGAAAAGUCGCCAUAGUUACAGGCGCUGGCUGCUUUGGAGAUGGAAUUGGCAACGGCCGAGCAAUCUCAAUCAUGCUAGCUGACGAGGGCUGCAAUGUGGUGUGUCUCGACAUGAGCCUGGAAUGGGCAUCAAAAACGGCCGAGAUGGCUGUCCUUGGACGCAAAGGAGUCUCGGCUGUCCCGAUACAAGGAGACGUCACGAACUCUAGCGACUGUGAGAAGGCUGUCUCUCUAGCCUUGCACACGUUUGGCCGUCUGGAUAUUCUUGUCAACAACGUUGGGAUAGCGGGUGCUCGAGGAACAGCAACCGAAGUCGACAUGGAGGAUUGGUCGGCAGGUCUGAACGUCAAUGUGUCUAGCAUGGUGUUGAUGGCCAAGCAUGCAAUCCCGGCAAUGAUGGAGAACACGGGCGAAGCCAAGGGUGCCAUUAUCAACAUGGGCAGCGUGGCUGGGCUCAAGGGUGGGACACCACAUCUGUUGUAUCCCACCGCCAAAGGCGCCGUCGUCAACAUGACAAGGGCAAUGGCAGCUCACCACGCCAAAGACGGCAUCCGAGUCAAUUGCGUUUGUCCUGGAAUGCUGUACACGCCAAUGAUGUACGCUAAGGGCAUGUCCGAGGAGGCUAGGGAAGCUAGGAAAGCCCGAAGCUUACUGGGUACUGAGGGAACAGGAUGGGAUGCUGCCUGUGCCGUUGUUUUUCUCGCGAGUAACCACGCCAGGUGGAUCACAGGAGCGAUAUUGCCGGUGGAUGCUGGAGCUACCGCUGCAGUUGGAAUAGGCAUGCCGGCAAGCGCCAGUGUCAACGGAUGA